ACACGCUCAAGGAAGAACAACUAGACCUGCCUCAGUGCCAUUCACCUGUACUAUAGUCAUUCCCACAUCGAACAAACAGGACAGCAACGACAGCUCCAGCCAUGCCCAAACCAGUCAAUGUCCGCGUCACUACAGUGGACGCUGAGCUGGAGUUUGCCAUCCAGUCAGUCACCACAGGCAAACAACUUUUUGAGCAGGUGGUCAAAACAGUGGGCCUGCGUGAGGUGUGGUACUUCGGGCUGCAGUACACCGACAGCAAGGGAUACCUUACCUGGCUGAAACUGGAGAAAAAGGUUUUAUCCCAGGAUGUAAAGCGAGAGACCCCCUUGCAGUUUAUGUUCCGGGCUAAGUACUACCCCGAGGAUGUGGACAACGAGCUGAUCCAAGACAUCACACGCAAGCUCUUUUUCCUGCAGGUAAAGGAAGACAUCUUGAAUGACAGUGUCUACUGUCCCCCAGAGACAGCCGUGCUGCUAGCCUCCUACGCUGUGCAGGCCAAGUAUGGUGAUUUCACCCAAGAAAAGCACAACACUGGCUAUCUCACAACUGAGCGCAUGUUACCCAAAAGAGUGUUUGAACAGCACAAUCUCUCCAAAGAACAGUGGGAGGACAGGAUCCAGGUUUGGCACGAGGAGCACAGUGGCAUGCUAAAGGAGGACGCUAUGUUGGAGUACUUAAAAAUUGCACAGGAUCUGGAGAUGUAUGGUGUCAACUAUUUUGACAUCAAGAACAAAAAAGGAACAGAGCUGUGGCUGGGUGUGGACGCUCUCGGACUCAACAUUUAUGAGAAAAAUGACAGAUUGACACCAAAGAUUGGAUUCCCAUGGAGUGAAAUCAGGAACAUAUCAUUCAAUGACAAGAAGUUUGUCAUCAAGCCUAUUGACAAAAAGUCCCCAGACUUUGUGUUCUAUUCUCCUCGGCUGCGCAUUAACAAGCGCAUCCUGCUGCAGUGCAUGGGGAACCAUGAGCUGUACAUGACUCGCAGAAAGCCAGACACCAUUGAGGUGCAGCAGAUGAAGGCCCAGGCCAAAGAGGAGAAACACCAUAAGCUGAUGGAAAGAGCCGUACUUCAGGAUGAGAAAAAGAAGAGAGAAAAUAUCGAGAAGGAGAAGGAGCAGAUGGAGAGAGAGAAGAAAGAAAUGAUGAUGAGGCUCUACCAGUUUGAGGAGAAGGCCAAGAAAGCCGAGAAAGAUCUGCAGUCGCAGCUCGACAGGGCCAUGCGGCUGGAGGAGGAAAGGCGAAAGGUGGAACAAGAGGCUGCUCGUCUGGAGUCGGAGAGACAGGCAGCUCUGUUGGCUAAAGAAGAGCUGGCCAGACAGUCUGAGGACCAGAUGAAGAACCAGGAACAGCUGGCUGCAGAACUUGCUGAGUACACUGCUAAGAUCUCCCUCCUGGAGAACGCCCAGAAAGUGAAAGAGCAAGAGGCCAACCAGUGGCAGAACAGGGCUAGGGAGGCACAGGAUGAUCUUAUGAAGGCUCGUGAAGAGUUGACUUUGAUGGCAACCAUGACCCCAGCACCGCCUCCACCAAUGCUCAUAGGAGACGACGGUCAAUUGGAUGAGCCGGAGCCAGAUGACCACUAUGAAAAGACCAGAUAUUACAGCACUGAUUUAAUGGUUGAGGGCAUCCGGAAUAACCGCAACGAGGAGGACCGCCUCACAGAGACCGAGAAGAAUGAGCGCGUGCAGAGACAGCUCAUGGCCCUGAGCUCCGAGCUGGCUGACGCACGGGAUGAUACCAAGAAGACGCAGAACGACAUUUUGCACAUGGAAAACAUGCGUGCCGGAAGAGACAAGUACAAGACCCUGCGCCAGAUCCGCAUGGGCAACACCAAGCAGAGAAUAGAUGAGUUUGAAGCCUUGUAGAGACUAAAAACAUCUCUAAAUCACCUCAACCAAAACAAAACACCCUGUCACGAGCAGUUUGCUGUACCUGUUAUUUAGUCUUUCUUACUGUUAUUUAAUCAUGGUUGGUUCAUUGGACAGGCUUGUGUUUGUAUUUUUUUUGUAUUCCUUGCUCAAGGGUGCAGUUGUAAUGGGUAAAGGAGGAGAAUUUUAGAUCCAAAAAAAGCUCCGGUUCUAGUUUGGAGCCCUGGCCCACUGAACUAUAACUAAUCAGUAUGUUCACUAUAAAUAUAAAUGUUUUUCCACUACAUUUACUUGAAUACUACAUUCAUUAAACACAUUAUAAACUUUUGACUUAAAAUCGUAACGUUAGCCAAGAUUGUAUUUAUACUAAUUGUGCCAUAGACAUGUAAAACCAACAAAUUAAAAGUAGCCAGUGUCCAGGUUCUCUUUUAAGAAUAAUGCUGAUUUCUGCCACCUAGAGUCUGAAGAGACUAUACGUAUACUUUUAUCUAAGAAUACACUGCAGAAUAAAAAGAACAAAAAACAAGAAAAACAUUUUUUUCAUGUUUUUGGUCUUGGUUCUUUACAGAGCUCUUUUCCUUUUUUACUACAUAAUUUUUUUUUGUUAAUCUUUUAAUGAAGUGCUGCAUUAUUAGAUUUAGGUUAUUGACAUAGUAUAUAUAUUAUAAUAAUAAUAUAAAUUGUAUUUUUUGUUUGAUUCCUGAAAUGCCAUGAUGGUGUUGAUUUGAAUCUGAGUUUAACAUGCCAUUCACUUUACCCUUUAUACAGAUUAAUGUACUAAGUGGAGGUGUGCUGCUUGAUAUCUGUGGACCAAAUAUAGUUUAUUAUUAAAUACGAAAUAAAGAACCACAAUAUGUAUUAUGUCUGAUAUACCCAUUUUACACAGGUAAAGAACUUCAGUCAAAAUGUUCUGUGAUAAAACCCAAUCAUUUCUAAAGAAAAAGAAACAAUCCAAGUCAUGGCUGAUAAAAUUACAGUUGUUGCUGUGGUAAAUCAGUGACUAAUUUAUAGCUACUGUUGUUCCUCUGUUAGCUGUAUGGAGUGCAGUUAAAAGCCGGAUUGUUGUAUGAGAGGCCAUUAUCUACUCACCCACCACAUCACUAAUUAUGUUGCUAGACAACAACUUAUUACACCUGGAAACCAUAUCAUGUUUAAAUAUAUGCUGGGUCAAUACUGGUGCAUUUACGACAACUGUGUAUCAUCUUGAGUUCCAGUGGAAAUAAAUGUUCCAUUCGCCAAUUCCUAAAAAAUCCCUGUAAUUAACUCGGUGUUUUCUGUCUAGAAAUGCUUAUAAUGUUUGUGUUUGUAUAAUCCUACAAGACAUUUACACUCCAGUGGUAAUUUUGUUUCUUAUGUUUGUGUAAUACAAACAGACUACUCUUUGUGGUAGCUGCUCUAAUGAAACAAGCAGACGAUUUAAUAUUGCCAUUUCACUGUCUCAAAAAAUGUCAAAUUUAACAAAGAAAUUCAUUGUCUGUUUUACAAUGCUUCAUCCUAGUUAGGAUCACAUUGGGUACGAUUUACUGGACGAAAGGUAUGAAACACUCCAGGCAGGUCGCCAUUUUAUCACAGGGCAAACACACACACACAUUCACACUUAGGGCAGUUUUAGUAUCUCCAAUUAGCCUGACUGCAUGUAUUUGGACUUGUGGGAGGAAACCGGAGCAUCCUGAGGAGACUCAGGGAGAACAUGCACAAUCCACACAGAAAGGACACCAACUCCACCUGGGAAUUGAACCCAUUUUUUUCUCGACCUACCUCAUUGUGACCCUUGUCUAGAUGUCCAAUUUGGCCAGACAGCCAACUCCAAGACAGUUUAUGGUUGUGUAAGGUUUCUUCCAUUUCAAAAUGAAUACUCAAAGCAUUACAUAUUGUUUUAUAACAUAGCCCUGAUAUAUGCCUCGACAAAACAAAACUAAUUCCUAUAAAACUAAAUUGAUACAGAUAAAAAUAUUCAAAUGAAUUAAUUACAGUAGUACCCUCUAGCAGGACUCCUGCACAACAACAAUAAGCUUUCAACAAGGGCUCAGUUUUGAACUACUUCUUUUUACAAAUUGUUUUCUGACAGCAUGUUUAUAAGCCUUAAAGAUGAGAGAUCACAAGAUAUAACAGUGGUUCAAAAAGUUUGUCUGCAAUAAAUAAAUGAAAUAAAUAAAUAUAUAAAAUCCUA
Trichomycterus rosablanca is the source of this 4038-nucleotide messenger RNA. RefSeq names its product ezrin a (gene ezra). Gene Ontology annotation, cellular component: microvillus; cytoskeleton; filopodium. NCBI's taxonomy places the organism in Eukaryota, Metazoa, Chordata, Actinopteri, Siluriformes, Trichomycteridae. Bases 102 to 1865 code for a protein of 587 amino acids. The transcript has 13 exons. Gene Ontology annotation, biological process: positive regulation of protein localization to early endosome; positive regulation of early endosome to late endosome transport; regulation of cell shape. Gene Ontology annotation, molecular function: actin binding; cell adhesion molecule binding. The record is from RefSeq and is a predicted model, not a curated record.